Molecule: messenger RNA, 1008 nt
Organism: Penicillium verhagenii
Lineage: Eukaryota; Fungi; Ascomycota; Eurotiomycetes; Eurotiales; Aspergillaceae
Exons: 1
Coding region: 1-1008 (335 amino acids)
Source: RefSeq, a predicted model, not a curated record
AUGCUGGGUAUUCCACCUAUCCUUCGCACUGACAAGAUUGACAUGCCACUUGUGUGCAGCGAUGCCCUGUUCAAGGCGCAUUCUUCACACAAGUGGAAAUCCCUCAUGGGGACCAGAGACCCGUGGAAUCAGCCGCUCUCCGUGGUGCUUGAGAAGCAGCACUCCUCUCCGAGACUGACAGGUCGUGAUCUUCAAACAAUCUUGUCGGUAGUCUGGCUCCAUAUCCUCGAAAUCCGGCAUCAUUUAGAGGGUCGGGAAAGCUCGACUUCCGCAUCAAGGGACCCAUAUUCAGCUUUGUCACCUGGAAACCCACAUUCUAGCGGACCAUCAUCUCCUGCCUCCUCUCUUUACAACAUUUACAAAGUCCAUGCCUCAGAGCUAAACGAUGGAAACAUGAAUUCGUUAAUAUUAUGGCAUUACCUAUGCAUUUCCCUCAUGACCAACUUUGAAGUCAUUGAGGAUGCAGCCGGUCGGAAUGGCCCCGAAGCAGCGAAAGCGGCAGUUGAGAGUUUAAGAAUAUGGGCCGGAACCCAGAGCGGCCGUCGAGCCUGCCUCCAUGCAGCGCAAAUUUUGGUAAUCAUUACACGACAUUGUAGGUCUGAUGGAAUGAUGCUCCAUUCUGAAACUGCGUUAUUCAACGCGGGCCUAGUCAUGGGAUUUUACCUGUUCACCGCUUCCGACUGCAUACCGGUUGGUGACGGCCCAUGCUAUGACCUCUUUGAUGACGUGGAUUGGAUCCAGGUUGGGGCUCUGGGUCUGGAGCCAGAACAGCCUCAAACAAAUAAUCUCCCCUCAGCUUCGACCGCCUCUGCAUUUAUCCGUGAUGGUGGUCAUGUUUGCUUCCAUGGCGCCCAGUUCUACAGCUCAUACGGUGCCUCUCGGAGGACAUUUAUGAAUGUGGCUUCCCAACUGGAACAAGUGGGCAAAUGGAAUGUCGAGGAGUAUAGCAGGGUGCUACGGAUAAUUAGCGCUACUUUGCUCACAUCAGAUAACCAGAGUACCGGGUGA